Molecule: messenger RNA, 864 nt
Organism: Aspergillus costaricaensis CBS 115574
Lineage: Eukaryota; Fungi; Ascomycota; Eurotiomycetes; Eurotiales; Aspergillaceae
Gene: xanC
Product: transcription factor xanC
Exons: 4
Coding region: 1-864 (287 amino acids)
Biological process (GO): regulation of DNA-templated transcription
Molecular function (GO): DNA-binding transcription factor activity
Source: RefSeq, a predicted model, not a curated record
AUGUCCACGAAGAUGCGGCCACCGUCAAAAGAAGACAGAAAUUCCAAUGAUGCCCCAGGGCAGAAGCAGGACCCAAUCGAGAGGAGAAGAUUACAGAAUCGGCUCUCACAACGAAAUCAUCGGCGCAAGAUUCGAGAUCGCAUUGCCAAGCUCCAAGAACGCGUUAUUGCCAGUGAGUUGCGAGCAGCAGCCAGCUUAAACGGUUGGGACCAUCCCAGCACACUUACGCCGUCGCCUGUCGAUCGAAUGCCGCCAAUAUUCGACACUGAUGGACAUCCCACAUCUCCCAUUCAGGAUGCCUCGUCAGCUUUGGGCUCCACGUACUUCCCACAAUCAAGAGUCGUCUGUUCAUCCUGCAAUAGCGCUCUGGGCUCGAUACCCGUCCUAUCUUCUCAGCCAUCCUUCCCCUCUGUAUACGAUACUCCGAAUGACCUCGAUGCCACCUCCCCCUCAUCCGCCCUGAGGAACAGUGUCUACUAUCCUCGAUCGAAUCCUAUCACUCCUGAACUACAGAACAUGAACAAUAUUUAUCCUUCGUUGGACUCUAACCUUCCUCUUACUGAACAGUGGAAUAAUACAGCUCAGUACCCAGGAUCCUCCUUCUAUUACAUAGCAACAGAGGCGUCCCUUCCUCAUAUUAUGCAAGCCAUAAAUUCUGGCUCAUCACGUCCCAAGGCGAUUAUUGUACUUUCACCUAAUAAUCAUCCGCCGGGUCUUCCAGCACCCCUUCCAACAUCCCAGUCGUCGCCACCUGGCGGCAGCGCAGUCGAAUUGCCCGCGUCCUCGAGUCCACUGGCUCAGGAACGUCUGCACCCACUAUUUGUCCGAUACACCAAAUGCAGUCCGGAGACAAUCUGCAGCUGA